GAUCCAUGCGGAACAUGCACAUUGCUGUCCUCGCUGAUUCAUCAUGGCUGACACGAAGUGGCCGGGCUGCUCGAGGGGCUUGAAGGCUGUGGUGCUGGACAUGUGCGGGGUCCUGUACGACAGCCAGGAGGGGGGGGUCGUCGCCAUCCCGGGCUCCGCUGAGGCUGUGAACAGGCUCAUGUCUUCAGACCUGCAGCUGCGCUUCUGCACCAACGAGACUCAGGCCUCCAGAGACAAGUUCGUGGCCAAGCUGCAGACAGCUGGCUUUGACAUUUCCGCGUCCCGGGUCUUCUCUCCCGCCCCUGCUGCUGCAGCUGUCCUCAGAGAGAGGGGGCUCCGGCCUCACCUGCUGGUGCAUGAUGGACUUCUCACUGAGUUUGACAGUGUUGACAAGACCAACCCAAACUGUGUGGUCAUUGGAGACGCAGCCGAGAACUUCUCCUACCAAAACCUGAACGAUGCAUUCAGGGUCCUCACGGGCCUGGAGAAGCCACUGCUGUUAUCUCUGGGCCAAGGGAGGUACUACAAGGAGACAAAUGGUUUGUCCUUAGACGUCGGGGUUUACAUGAAGGCUUUGGAGUACGCCUGUGACCUAAAGGCUGAAGUCAUUGGAAAGCCAUCCCCAAUGUUCUUCCAGAGUGUUCUCAAUGACAUGGGGCUUCAACCACAUGAGGUGCUGAUGAUUGGAGACGAUCUGGUGAACGACGUAGGUGGGGCGCAGAACUGUGGAAUGAAAGGCAUACAAGUCAGGACUGGCAAAUAUAGGCCCAGCGAUGAGAAGCACCCGACGGUGACGGCCGACGGCACCGUGGACAACCUGACCCAGGCCGUGGACAUGAUCCUCAGUCAGAGGGGGGGCUGAGUACCAGGCAACAGAUACCGGAGGCUCUGCACUUACUGUGAGGCCUCGGUGAUACAGCCUCGUGCACUGUAGCAUUUUCACGUAGCUGUAACUUUCUACAACCUAAACUACCGUCUAAACACUGUAACCAACCCUGUACUGUGAAAUAUGGAAAACACCCGCCCAGCUGCUGCUACACAUGGUGUUUCUAGAAUAAAGUUUGCAGAAGUGUAACCCAGGUCUGUACCGUGCAUUUGUCAGUGUAGCGCUGGCACAGAUAAGAUACCACAGCUUGACAUGGAUUGGCUGUAGCCAGCUGCUGACUGACGGUUAGAGGGGAAAGUUUUGCUGUGUGUUCAGACAUCUGUACAUGGAGUCAACAAAUUAAGUCACUAUUUUGGGCUCAUACUUCGUAAAGAGUAACACAUUAUAGCUAAGGAGCAGGGAGUUGUCAGUUAUGUUUGCAUUUAGAUAUGAUAAUUAUAAAUAAAGCUAUUUUACUACCA
Messenger RNA from Limanda limanda (common dab), 1347 nucleotides. It is a transcript of the gene lhpp, whose product is annotated as phospholysine phosphohistidine inorganic pyrophosphate phosphatase. Gene Ontology annotation, biological process: dephosphorylation. The record is from RefSeq and is a predicted model, not a curated record. The transcript is spliced from 7 exons. Lineage: Eukaryota; Metazoa; Chordata; Actinopteri; Pleuronectiformes; Pleuronectidae. Gene Ontology annotation, cellular component: cytosol. The coding region runs from base 44 to 862 and encodes 272 amino acids. Gene Ontology annotation, molecular function: inorganic diphosphate phosphatase activity; phosphatase activity.